This is a messenger RNA of Marmota monax (woodchuck), 3751 nucleotides long. It is a transcript of the gene Lrr1, whose product is annotated as leucine rich repeat protein 1. Bases 67 to 1344 code for a protein of 425 amino acids. The record is from RefSeq and is a predicted model, not a curated record. Lineage: Eukaryota; Metazoa; Chordata; Mammalia; Rodentia; Sciuridae. The transcript has 4 exons. Gene Ontology annotation, molecular function: protein binding.
GCGGCGUGGCGGGAAGGAGGAAGUUUUAAAGCGGAGUGACUUGAUUGAUGCCGCCGCCAGGGCGAGAUGAAGCUGCACUGCGAGGUGGAGGUGAUCAGCCGGCACUUGCCGGCCUUGGGGCUCAGGAACCGAGGCAAGGGUGUCCGAGCUAUACUGAGCCUUUGUCAGCAGACGCCCGGGAGUCAGCUGCGGCCCCGCGCGAGGGGAGAGCCUGGCAGCCCGCGCCCCGCCUGCCUACUAAUCUCUACCAUGAAGGACAAGCGCGGGACCCGCUAUGAACAGCUAAAGGAAAACAUUGAGCAGUUCUUCACCAAAUUUGCAGAUGAAGGGAAAGCUACUAUCCGGUUAAAGGAGCCUCCUGUUGAUAUCUGUCUAAGUAAGGCCAAUUCUGGCAGUUUGAAGAGUUUCCUUUCAGCUGUGAGACUGGUUCAUAAAGGCUGUGAUAUCAACGCAUCACUUUCCACACUCACACCAGUGAAAACAUCAGAAUUUGAAAAAUUUAAAACAAAAAUGGUUAUCACUUCCAAAAAGGACUAUCCUCUAAGCAAGAACUUUCCAUAUUCUCUGGAACACCUUCAGGUUUCUUAUUGUGGGCUUGUUCGAGUUGACAUGCGUAUGCUUUGUUUAAAAAACCUUAGGAAGUUGGACUUGAGUCACAACCACAUAAAAAAGCUUCCAGCGACAAUUGGAGACCUCAUGCACCUUCAAGAACUUAACCUGAAUGACAAUCACUUGGAGUCAUUUAGUGUGGCCUUGUGUCAGUCUGCACUCCAAAAGUCACUUCGGAGUUUGGAUCUCAGCAAAAACAAAAUCAAGGUACUCCCUGUGCAGUUUUGCCAACUGCGAGAACUUACAGAUUUAAAACUUGAUGAUAAUGAAUUGAUUCAGUUUCCUUUCAAGAUAGGACAGCUAGCAAACCUUCGUUUUUUGUCAGCAGCUAGAAAUAAGCUUUCAUUUUUGCCAUGUGAAUUUAAAAACCUAUCCCUUGAGUAUUUGGAUCUUUUUGGAAAUACUUUUGAACAGCCAAAGGUCUUUCCAGUUAUAAAACUGCAAGUGCCAUUAAGUUUAUUGGAAUCUUCUGCACGAGCCAUACUAUAUAAUAGGAUUCCAUAUGGCUCUCAUAUCAUUCCUUACCAUCUUUGCCAAGAUUUGGAUGCUGCAAAAACCUGUGUUUGUGGAAGAUAUUGUCUGAACUGUUACGUUCAAGGAACUACUACCAUGAAUCUCCACUCUGUUGCUCACACUGUGGUCUUAGUAGAUAAUAUGGGUGGUACAGAAGCACCUAUUACCUCUUACUUUUGUUCUCUAACCUGCUAUGUAAAUUCCUCUGAUGUGUUAAAGUAAUAGGUGAUGCCACAAAAAGAAAUUUCAUUUAGUUAUAAGUAAGCUUGGGAUUCCUUUGUGACUUAUGAUUUUGCAGUGCCAAAUUGGAAAAAGGGAAGCCUUUAUUUAUUUAUUUUUCCCCCCACUGGGGAUUGAACCCGAGGGCACUUAACCACUGAGCCACAUCCCCAGCCUUUUUUAAAAUUUUAUUUAGAGACAGGGUUGCUUAAAGCCUCGCUAGUUUGCUAAGGCUAGCUUUUAACUCAUGGCCCUGCCUCAGCCUCCCAAGCUGCUGGGAUUACAGGGUGUAGCACCGUGCUAGGUCCAAGGGAAGCCUUUUAUAUAUACUUACUCGGGGAAAAGAAUGUGUGUUAUGCCAACAUUUCAAGUCACUUGACCUUAAAACUUUAAUUUCAUUAAAACUGAUCUUAAUAUUAUUGUGGGGUUAACUUUUUAUUCAUUUAUUGCAGUAUUGAUUUCACCAUAAAGUUUCCAGAUUUGUACGGUUGGGUUUUAAUGUUAAAUAGAUACUAAUCCCAAUCAUUCUAAUUGUAAGAAUGUUCAUGUCACCUUUCUGUUUGAAUAUCAAUUAAGGGAGUAUUAUUAUACAUAAAAUACACUUUGGAGGACUAAUUCCAAAUAAUAGUGAAAACUUAUUAUUAAACUUUGCACAUAUUAAGUGUCCCUAAUCCCAAGAGUGCUCCAAAAUCUAAAAGUUUUUGAGCACUGACAUUCCACAAGUGGAAAAUCACACCUGACCUCAUAACAGGUUGCAGUCAAAAUGCAGGUACCCCAUUGUUGAUGAGACUACAGACUAGUACAACCACUCUGGAAAGCAGUAUGGAGAUUCCUCAAAAAACUGCAAAUGGAACCACCAUAUGACCUGGCUAUCCCACUCCUUAGUAUUAUUCCAAAAGAACUAGAAGCAUACUAUAGCAAUACAGCCCCCCCCUCCCAUUGUAUAAAGCAGCACAAUUCACAGUAGCCAAAUUAUGGAAUCAAUUGAGAUGCCCAUCAAUAGAUAAAUGGAUUAAGAAAUUGUGAUAUAUAUACACAAUGGUUUUACCUAGCCAUAAAGGAGAAUGAAAUGGCAUUUGGUAAAUGGGCGGAAAUUAUUCAGCCUCGGGAAAUCGAGGGUCAAAUGUUUUCUUGUCAUGUAGAAGCUUGAGCAAAAUGAAGGAGGAGGGGAAUAUCAGAAAUCAUACAGAGAUCAGUAGAAUAGAAAAAGGAGAGGGAAAGGGGGAGGGGAGUGAUGGGAAAGGGGAGGAAAUGGGGAGUGAAUUUUUAAAAAUCAUGCUAUGUGCAUAUAUAAAUGUAUACUAGGAAUUUCACAUUUAUCAGAAAGAACCAAUAAAAAAUGAAUAGAUGAGCAAAAGGAAGAUCAUUAGAGUAAAGGAAGGAGAAUGGGGGUAAGGAGAAGAGUAGGGCAAAGGUGGGGAAUGUGAACUGAAAUGGAAUUCCAUGUAUUAUGAACCCAACUACUAUGUUUAACUAUAAUGUUCUAAUAAAAAUGAAAGUAUGCUAAAAUAAUGUAUGAAAUUACCUCCAGGCUGUGUAUAAAGUGUAAGCAUAUAUAUGUAAUGUUUCCUUAUGUAUAAAACAAAUGAAUUGUGUUUAGUCUUGGGCCCAUCCCCAAAAUAUCUAAUUUUGUAUACACAAAUAUUUUAAAAUCCUGGGGAAAAAAAAUCAAAAUCCAAAGCUCUUCUGGUCCCAAGCAUUUUAGAUAAGAGAUACUCAGUUUUAAGUUGUUAAGCACUUCAUUUUUGGUGUUUUUACAUAUAUUAUUCUAUAUACGGAAUUAUAUUCACCAAGCAUUAAGUAGGAAUAGAAUAAAGCUUUUACAAGUUUUAGAAUGCCCUUCACAUAAUCUUUGUUUAAUUUGUAGUUUUUUUACUUUUAGGGUUGAGUGAGGUAGCAGAAGUUUGCCAUUUUUACUGAUUACAUUCUGUACUUAGUAGAAUUUUUUUGUCUUUUGACUGUAUUGGGGGUUUUUUUGCUAUUAAGUUUGUGUAAGUUUUUAAUUUAAAAAGUGGUGGCAGUACACCAGCUAAAGAACAAUUUGAUCUAGGACAGAGAAUGGAAAAGGAACUGACUUAAUCCUGGGAAACAGAAUCAGUACUAACUCCUAUCCUGUUCAUUCCCACUGUCCUACUUCAAAUCAUACUUUCCGCUAGACCAUUGCAAUAACCUCAUAACUGUGUUUUGUUUUUUGAAAGAAAGGGGAAAAAUUACUGGAAAAAAACCUUCUAGUAUUCACAUAUUAUUUGGGCUUGUAGGUAGGUUCCCUCUAUUAUUGUUCUUAUUGCAACAUUUUUAUUGUUCUUUUUGUCUUGUGUGUGUCCGUGUGUGUGGUGAUGGGGUGUUUCGAGGGGGCAAAAUUGCGACAUGCAGUCAAGGGGAGAAAUAAAGAAUGUCCAUGAGCUUCUGA